Molecule: messenger RNA, 2030 nt
Organism: Bombus pyrosoma
Lineage: Eukaryota; Metazoa; Arthropoda; Insecta; Hymenoptera; Apidae
Product: glycerol-3-phosphate dehydrogenase [NAD(+)], cytoplasmic-like
Exons: 8
Coding region: 766-1848 (360 amino acids)
Biological process (GO): glycerol-3-phosphate catabolic process; carbohydrate metabolic process
Cellular component (GO): cytosol; glycerol-3-phosphate dehydrogenase (FAD) complex
Molecular function (GO): glycerol-3-phosphate dehydrogenase [NAD(P)+] activity; protein homodimerization activity; NAD binding
Source: RefSeq, a predicted model, not a curated record
UUGUAUGAUAUACCAUCAAAAUGGUUCUUUACUUUGCUGACUGAAAAUUAGAGUAGAUAUAUGACCACAAAGGGUUAAAAAACAGUUUUAAGAUCAUUUGGAUUUUGAUAUAAAUAUGGUGUAUAAUUACUGUACGACGUAACAGUAGUCAUAAUGAUUUGAUCCAACGCGACAAAACUUACGAUGUAAAUUUGUUAACGCCCCGAUAAUAAGGAGAUUGAGUUUGGUAAUUGGUACUUCUUCGUUCUUUUCUUCUUUUUUAUUGUUUUGGAAAACUACAAAAUAUUUAUUUGCACAUAUUUUUCGAAUGCAAAUAAUAUAACUUCAUUAAAAUGUUUCUUUAUUAUUUAAUGUUAAUAUUACGCGCAGCAGUUAUUUUAUAAGAAUUUUUCGUUUUAUUCUGAAACUUAAAAUUCAAAAUACUGCCUUGUAAUGUUAGAACUUUCGAGAUAUAUAUUAAGUAUUAUUAUUAAGUUGCCACUAUUUUUAGCAUUCAUUCUGGCCACGAUCUGCUGUUGCGUUUACAUUGGCCUUGGUCCAGAACAAUGAAUGCCAACCGUUAGAAAAUAAUUUGCGAUCGUUACUAAGGUCAAUGAAGGCUGAAGUUAGUUUGUAAGUUAGUUGGUCAGUCAGUCAGUCAGUCAGUCAGUCGUACACCGGCGUUCGAAAAUAAGCAAAUUUGUGAUACUUUAACCGUGCAUAGAGUAUUCUAUACCCUCGUGAGUUCUGUAAAUUCUAAGCCAGUUGUACAUUAAAAACUGCAAAAUGACUACAGAAGGAAAGAAGAGGGUAUGCAUUGUAGGAAGCGGCAAUUGGGGUUCAGCCAUUGCAAAAAUUGUAGGUGCCAAUGCAGUCAAAUAUAACAACAUAUUUGAAACACGCGUGACAAUGUAUGUUUACGAAGAAAUAGUGAACAGUCAAAAGUUGACUGACAUCAUAAAUCAGUUGCAUGAAAACGUGAAAUAUCUUCCUGGGCACAAAUUGCCAGAAAAUAUUGUUGCCGUCCCAGACGUCGUUGAAGCUGCCAAAGACGCGGAUAUUCUUAUUUUUGUAAUACCUCAUCAGUUUAUACGAACACUGUGUGCAACAUUGCUCGGUAAAAUUAAACCAACCGCGAUUGGUGUAUCAUUAAUUAAGGGUUUUGAUCGAGGUGAUGGAACGAAUAUCGAAUUAAUUUCUAAAAUCAUUGAAAAAAAUUUAAGAAUCCAAUGUUACGUUUUAAUGGGAGCAAAUCUAGCUAACGAAGUUGCCGAGGAGAAGUUCUGUGAAACAACUAUUGGUUGUAGAGAUAAACGUUUAGCCCCAGUGUUAAGGGAUCUUAUUCAAACUCCUAAUUUCAGAGUUGUAGUUGUUGAAGACUGUGAAGCUGUUGAAGUAUGUGGUGCCUUAAAGAAUAUCGUGGCAUGUGCCGCUGGUUUCGUAGAUGGUAUGGGACUAGGUGAUAAUACAAAAGCAGCUGUUAUUAGAUUGGGAUUAAUGGAAAUGGUCAAGUUCGUAGACACAUUUUACAGUGGCUCGAAACUUUCAACGUUCUUCGAAAGUUGUGGUGUAGCAGAUUUGAUAACUACUUGCUACGGUGGAAGAAAUCGCAGAGUUUGCGAGCAAUAUGUUAAAACUGGAAAAACUAUUAGGCAGCUCGAAGAUGAACUUUUAGGUGGUCAAAAAUUGCAAGGACCAGCCACAGCUGAUGAAGUUCACGGAAUGCUGAAAGCUAAGAAUUUGCUAGAAAAAUUCCCGUUAUUUACUGCUGUACACCGCAUCUGCACUGAACAAAUAAGACCAGCAGAUUUACUUGACCAAAUUCGUAACCAUCCUGAACAUGUGAUGAAGAUCGAAGGUGGUAACUGAAUGCUAUAAGUUACGAAAUGUAAACAUCUUGACAGCUCUAAAAAAACACUUAGAAAUCAUUAAAAGAAAAAAUCAAUUAUUAGAAAAAAUGUAAUAUUACAGAUAUUUUGCAAUAAUUAGUUAUAAUUGGCUACUGUUUUUCUCCUGAUGAUUAAUAUACAAUUGUUCUAUAAAAUACGUAA